Messenger RNA from Vicia villosa (hairy vetch), 1778 nucleotides. RefSeq lists its product as uncharacterized. Gene Ontology annotation, biological process: N-acetylglucosamine metabolic process; protein N-linked glycosylation. The record is from RefSeq and is a predicted model, not a curated record. Gene Ontology annotation, molecular function: beta-1,4-mannosylglycoprotein 4-beta-N-acetylglucosaminyltransferase activity. The transcript is spliced from 2 exons. Bases 326 to 1414 code for a protein of 362 amino acids. Gene Ontology annotation, cellular component: membrane. Lineage: Eukaryota; Viridiplantae; Streptophyta; Magnoliopsida; Fabales; Fabaceae.
AAGAUGAAAAUAUAAGAAGGAGAAAGAAAGAGAGAGAAAACAAAACCACGUGAUGACAGGCACGGCUUUUGAAUGAGGUGUCCAAGAUUAUGUUGAUUAAUUAAUAUUGUUGACCUUGUUGUGAAUGCUUGUUUCUUUCUUUCCUCUUUCAUCCUAGAGAGAAACUGAGAAACCAAGUUGAAGAGAAAACAAAGAGAAACACAACACUUAGAGUUUCUCGCUCCUUCAAUGAACUCCCAACUAAAACUUCUUAGGUGACCAUGAGCAUUUUGAUUAUUGAAUUGGGGCAAUCAAUUAGAAUUCUUAAUCAUUUUCCCUUCAAGGUAUGACUCUUCGAACGCGUGUCACUUCUAGACGAAAAAUACCGAAGUUCUUCUGUCUGUUGCUUCUGUUACUUGUGCCUAUUUGUGUAUUUGGAAUUUAUGUCCAUGGCCAAAAAGUUGCCUAUUUCUUCCGACCCCUUUGGGACAACCCUCCUGCCCCCUUCACAACUAUACCUCACUUUUACGCCGAAAAUGUCUCUAUGGAUCACCUCUGCCAACUUCAUGGCUGGUCAAUUCGUUCCCAACCUCGCCGCAUAUUUGAUGCAAUUAUCUUCAGUAAUGAGUUAGACAUGUUAGAGAUUAGAUGGCAUGAACUUUAUCCAUACGUGCAUAAAUUCGUGAUCCUCGAGUCCAGUACCACGUUCACCGGCAUUCCAAAGCCUCUUUUCUUUGCCAAAAACAAAGAAAGAUUUGCAUUUGCUAAAGAGAAAGUUGUCCACGACUCGUAUCCCGGACGAAUUGCAGUCCGUGGAUCAAACGAGGACCCGUUUGUGCUCGAGUCAAAACAACGUGGAGCCAUGAAUACCUUGUUACGCCGUGCAGGGAUUUCGAAUGGCGACAUUCUUCUCAUGACAGAUACAGACGAGAUUCCAAGUCCUCAUACUUUGAAACUUCUUCAAUGGUGCGACGGGAUUCCUCCCAUAAUGCAUCUUGAACUGAGAAACUACAUGUACUCAUUCGAGUUUCCCGUAGACUACAGCAGCUGGCGGGCCAGCGCACACGUCUAUGGUCCUCGGUCAUAUUACCGGCACUCACGCCAGACUAAUGUUAUCUUAUCAGACGCGGGAUGGCAUUGUAGCUUUUGCUUUCGGGAUAUCUCAGAGUUUGUCUUCAAAAUGACGGCUUAUAGUCACGCGGACCGUGUCAAACGGAAAUCUUUCCUUAGUCAUUCAAGAAUUCAGGAACUUAUUUGCAAAGGGGAUGAUCUUUUCGAUAUGCUACCUGAAGAAUACUCGUUCCAGGAGUUGAUUAAGAAGUUGGGGCCGAUACCUCGUUCGGCUUCUGCGGUUAAUCUUCCUGCUUACUUGAUAGAAAAUGCAGAGAAAUUUAAGUUCCUUCUUCCUGGAGGUUGUUUAAGAACACCAGAAUAAGUGUUAAGUGUUUUUCAAUUGUAGUUUUUAGCUUUUAGCGCAGUAUCACGCAACUUAGAUUUUUGUUUGGUUGUAGCUUUCAGCAAAUAGAACUUAGCUUGAGAUUUUGUUAGGAAGUUAUGUACGCAGGUAUAAAUUGCAUGGAAAAUAGACAAAAAUAACAGUUUUGAUAGCUGCGAAACUCAUGCCUUAUACACUUUCAUAGAUGAAAAAUUUAUGUAAUAUGUAGUAAAGAAGUUCAAACAACACAACAACAUAAGAGACAUUUGUCCAUGAAGUGUCUGAAAUUUUUAGAAAAAAUAUUAUAAAAUAUCUCAACAUAUAUAUAAAGCAAGUGGUUUAUUUUUAAUUACAACAAUUUAAU